AUGUUUGUCGUCAAGGUCCUUCACACGCCCGUUACUACCCACACUGUCAAGAUCGAGGUCGACCCUUCCUGGGUCAGCGACUUCAACAAGAAUGCGACCAAAUCCAACUACAAGGCCAGAGACAAGGUCGCUGGAGGAACGACUGAAGUGGAGAUCAGCAAAGGGCAGAGCAUCACCGUGGCACCGGACGGAACUGCCGCCUCCGUGAGGCCAGACAACAACGUCGCGAAGGAUGCUUUCCGGUUCAUACACACAGAGUCACCAGCAGCCGCCGUGGUCUACAUGACCGUGGCCGACUCGCAGGUCCCUAUCUACAUCACGAAUACACACCCAGAUCAUCCUGGGAAGCAGGACCUGAGCCCAAUAGAGAAGAUCAAGAUCUGGUUCGACGACCAGAUGGAAGCCAAAGACUACUUUGAUGACAUCUCCAACUUGACCCAUCUUGUCUACAUGUGGCGCAGGGAGGUGUAUACUGUUCAGUACACUCCUGAAGGCAAGUGGGCAUUCAAAAAGGCAGAGAAGACAGAGAAGGAAAAGACGAAAUUCAACAUUUGCACUUCAUUUGGUUUCAAGAGCAACUACAUCGGCAUGGACCAGUGUCAUAGCCACUGCAGCAGACCCAUCACAUGGAAAAACGAGUUCACAUACGCCGCAUGCAAAAACUCGCCUCAACUAAACUGUCCCGUCUUUGAGAGCACGAAGCCGGUCCCGUUCCACCCCAACGAGCGUCUCGUAAUCCAGCACGACUGGACAGUCAGCAGCACCGGGCGGGACGAGCAGCGGGCGCCCGCGAACGGCAUCCUACACGGCGGCGACGUCGCUCAAUCUUCAAGACGGUCGGAGCAGCGCACCGUGUUCGGCAAGGAUCGCGUCAACACCCGCGUCAUCGAGAUUCCGUACGCGGAAAAGCCGAGUGUGACGGUGUUUUACAACAAGGAGGGGUGGUGGGAGGUGAAAGAGGGGCCGAGGGGUGUGGAUACGAAGCUGUAG
Lasiodiplodia theobromae is the source of this 990-nucleotide messenger RNA. RefSeq lists its product as uncharacterized. The record is from RefSeq and is a predicted model, not a curated record. Lineage: Eukaryota; Fungi; Ascomycota; Dothideomycetes; Botryosphaeriales; Botryosphaeriaceae. The transcript has 7 exons. The coding region runs from base 1 to 990 and encodes 329 amino acids.